Molecule: messenger RNA, 1947 nt
Organism: Chironomus riparius
Lineage: Eukaryota; Metazoa; Arthropoda; Insecta; Diptera; Chironomidae
Source: the annotation of a GenBank genome assembly
AUGAUGCUUAAUAAAGGACCAAUCCGUGAUUCUGAGUAUACAAAGACCAUUUAUUUAAUGGUAAAAGAAGGCCAGUACAGUGGAGUUAUAAAUAUACUGAAUAAUAUCCACGAAGCAUCAACAACUCGUGCUGGUUUAUCACUAUUGGGUCAUUGCUAUUAUCAGUCGCAAGAUUUCAUAGAAGCAUCUAAUGCUUACGAAAUGCUUUGUGAUAUGUGCCCAGAAGUUCCUGAAUAUAAACUCUAUUAUGCUCAAUCUCUUUAUCAGUCUGGGCUAUUUGAAGAAGCUUUGAAAGUUUCAAAUAUGGUGGAUGUGGAGCAUUUAAGAGAUAAAGUCAUGCAGCUCCAAAGUGCAAUUUAUUUCAGCAACGGAGACUAUUCAGCUUCUCAAUCUAUUUUAAUGCAAAGACAAGCUGGAACUGCCCAAUCUUUAAAUGAUGAAGGAUGCUUACUUUAUCAAGCAAAUGUUUACGAUGAAGCAAUUCAACGAUUCUUCUCGAGUUUGCAGACGGGAUUUAAUCCAUUGACAGCCUACAAUUCUGCACUUUGUCAUUAUCGUAAAAAGGAAUAUUCUCAAUCAUUAAAUAUGAUUGGCGAGAUUAUCGAACGUGGUAUCCGAAAUUUUCCCGAGCUUGGGAUCGGAGCACAAGUUGAGGAAGGAGGAGCUAGAAGCGUAGGAAAUCCACCAACAUUAUCAUUAAGCGGCAUUGUUCAAGCAUUAAACCUCAAAGCUGCAAUUGAGUAUCAAGAAGGGAAUAUUGAGGGUGCGAAGGAAGCAUUGAUGGAUCUACCACCACGAAGUGAACCUGAAUUAGAUCCCGUUACUUUGCAUAAUAUGGCAUUAACUGGUGAUCAUCUGAAUGGUAAUAUUAAACUGAGACGAUUAGCAUUCCUCCUUGAACUUGGUCCAAUUUGUCCACUAGAGACAUUUUCAAAUCUUUUAAUUUUGUGCUGUAAACACGAAAUGUUUGAUACUGCUGCUGAUAUUCUAGCUGAACAUGCUCAAAUGACUUACAAGUAUUUGUCAUCAUUUCUGUAUGAUCUACUUGAUGCAAUAAUUACAUCUCAAACAUCUUUAGAAGAAGCCGAGAAAAAGCUUGGUGUUUUGUCUAACAAUCUUGCUACACGUUUAAGAACGUUAUCUGCAAAAGUUCAGGAAUGCCGAAUGGCUUCAGAUCAAAAUGCACUGAGAAAUGCAUUAAGAGAGUAUGAAGAAGUCUUGCAUGAGUAUGAGCCUGUUGCAAUGACACGAGCAUGGAUUUACUGGCGUGAAAAUGAUUUUACUAGUGCAGAACGAGAGUUUCGAGCAAGUUCCGAAUUUUGUAGUGAAACUACAAACUGGAGAUUAAAUGCUGCUCAUGUGUUAUUUAUGAGAGGCGACAAAUACAAAGAAGCAGCAGCAUUUUAUGAACCAAUAGUUCGGCAAAGCUAUGAAGAUAUUUUAUCAGUGCAUGCUAUAGUGCUAGCAAAUCUUUGUGUAUCUUAUAUCAUGACAUCGCAAAAUGAGCAAGCAGAGGAAUUGAUGCGAAGAGUUGAACGAGCAGAAGAAAGAAAGGGAAAUGGUGAUGGACAAUGCCUUCAUCUCUGUAUCAUUAAUUUAGUAAUUGGAACUCUUUAUUGUGCAAAAGGAAACUAUGAAUUUGGAUUAUCACGCAUUGCACAUGCUUUGAUGGUCGUAGAAGGAGAAUCAAGUACACGAUUAUGUGCUGAUACAUGGUUGCAUGUUAAAAGAUGUGUUCUUGGAUUGCUAUGUGGUUUAACUAAACAAACGAUUGUCUUGCCUUCACUAGCAAUUCAAGAUACAAUAAAUUUUCUCCAUGCAUGUGAAAUUUAUGGGCUAACAUCUCCAUCAGUUUUACGCGACGAGGAUUCAGAAGACGUACCAACAAUUGGUAUCGAAGCUCGCAAAUUGCGGUACCUGUUGAUGAAAAUCAUGGAAUAUGAAUAA